AUUCCAGACUUUGUUCUAAUGGCAAUUCCAAGUUUCCGUAGAUUCAUCUAUGAUGUGUUCCUCAGCUUUAGAGGGGAAGACACGCGUUAUGGUUUCACUAGUUAUCUCUACAAAGCUCUCUGUGACAGGGGAGUUCGCACUUUCAUCGAUGAUGAGGAACUUCAAAGCGGAGAGGAAAUCACACCAGCACUUCAGAAAGCAAUUGAAGAGUCUAGGAUUGCCAUCGUUGUGCUCUCUCACAACUAUGCUUCUUCCUCCUUCUGCUUGGAUGAACUUGCAACCAUCCUUCACUGCAAGAGUAAAGGGCUGUUGGUUAUACCAGUGUUUUAUAAGGUGGAUCCUUCUAAUGUCAGACAUCAGAAAGGUAGCUAUGAAGAAGCAUUGGCUAAGCAUCAAAAGAGGUUCAAAGGGCAAGAGGAGAAGUUAGAUAAAUGGAAAAUGGCUCUGCGUGAAGUUGCUGACUUGUCUGGCUAUCACCUUGGAGAUGGGGAAUACCAGUACAAGUUUAUUGAGGACAUUGUUAAACGGGUUUCCAAGGAGAUUAAACGUGCUCUGAAAGAACCAGUGGGCCUAAUCCUAUGGAAUAUGUACAAGGGGAUGGACCUAAUCCUAUGGAAUAUGUACAAGGGGAUGACAACCCAAGUACCACUGCAGAACAUGGCCCAAGUAGUGCUCCAGAUGCUUUCAUUGAUCGUCCAAAAAGGGUCAUCCAUCAACCAAUACAUCUUUAGAGAUUUUGUUACUAAGUGACGUGUCACCCUUUUAGGGGAAAACCGUUAUACCCAUGUGAAAGAAUAUUUGCUGUAAGGAGUAAUGCUUAUAUAGAGCACCUUCUGUUAAACGGUGGAAUAAGAAAAGAUUACGUGUCUUUCCCUUA
Vigna radiata var. radiata (mung bean) is the source of this 877-nucleotide messenger RNA. RefSeq names its product toll/interleukin-1 receptor-like protein. The coding region runs from base 19 to 750 and encodes 243 amino acids. The transcript has 2 exons. The record is from RefSeq and is a predicted model, not a curated record. NCBI's taxonomy places the organism in Eukaryota, Viridiplantae, Streptophyta, Magnoliopsida, Fabales, Fabaceae. Gene Ontology annotation, biological process: signal transduction.